Molecule: messenger RNA, 2675 nt
Organism: Ziziphus jujuba (common jujube)
Lineage: Eukaryota; Viridiplantae; Streptophyta; Magnoliopsida; Rosales; Rhamnaceae
Product: protein transport protein Sec61 subunit beta
Exons: 2
Coding region: 304-627 (107 amino acids)
Biological process (GO): intracellular protein transport
Cellular component (GO): Sec61 translocon complex
Source: RefSeq, a predicted model, not a curated record
UGAAAUAGGUAGAAGUUUGUAUAGUUUUCAAUCAAAAGAUUAAUAGAAUUAGAUUAAGAUUUUAAUUGUAAGACAAAUACUACAAUUAACAACAUAACAAACUGUGCGGUGGUAACCGUACUUGGUGCCCGCCGCCCCAUUCUAACCGAUCCAUGAUAGACUGAUGUUCAUCCACAACAUAACGACCCGUAUAAAUAAAGCCUAUUAAUUUCCCAACAAUUACAAUCUACUCCUUUUCUUCCGUCCAUUUCUCUGCUACUCUCUCAAAUACCUCGCUCUCUCCGUCUUCUAAGCUCUCCAACCAUGGCAAGAGGCUCCUCAUCUCAGUCGCAGCCAGCGUCUUCCUCUACCUCACGCCCUGGCGUCAUGGCUCCCCGUGGUUCUGCCGCCGCCACCGCUGGAAUGCGUCGCCGUCGACUCGGUGGAGGCAACACCAGUAGCUCGGGCGGUAUCUCAGGCGGGUCCGGUCCUGGUAGCAACAUGCUUAGGUUCUACACCGACGACGCUCCGGGCUUGAAGAUCAGUCCGACUGUCGUGCUCGUCAUGAGCCUCUGCUUCAUCGGCUUUGUCACGGCCCUACACGUCUUCGGCAAAUUCUACCGCUAUCGAUACGCUGGAGGUGCUUGAUUUCCUGUUUCUGGUUCCGAUCAUCGUGUUCCCCGAUCGUUUUGGAUUCGGAGGAAUAGAGACCCUUUGUCGAUUCCCAUAGCUGAAUUCUAAGGAGCUCAGAGGAUUUUGGCGAACACUGUAUUGAAGACUGGAGAAGAAAGAAGUAAAGUAGCUAGAAAGGCAAGACCUGUCGGAUUCUAUGGAGAAGUAAAAAAGGAAAGAAAAGUCUCUCGUGCUUGUUGGGACUCAAAUUCCAGUGGAACUAGCUUGGAAGCAUUGAGAAUUAGGCCACAGGUAUUCUUGUACAUGUUAGAGAUCAAUAUAUUCUAAAAUGUUUGGGAUGUGUUGAAGUCUGGUUAUUUAGUAAGCACUAAAUAGAAAGCUUAGUCUUUUACAAAGCUGACUUUUGAUGAUUAUGGAGGACGAGAAGAUGUUUAAUUGUUUAAUAAUUUUCUUUCCUAGAGCCCCAUCGCCAGCAAUUUAUUAGGAUUUUGCAAAAGGAUUAGCGCUACUUACAAUUAUAUAGACUAGUUCCCUUGUAUGCCAGUUUUGUGUUUAAAGAUGAGAGACAAGAUCAAAGAAGUACUUGUUCUGUCGUUGCCAAUAUAAAUAUGGUCCAACUCUGUAGACAUUGCAAUAUUGCAAUUCUCUACCAUUGACUACUAAAUAAUAAUGCAAAUGCUAGGCAGUUGACAAGAAAGGAUAUGUAUAUAUACAUAUAUAAUAUAAAUAUAUAUAUAUAUAUAUAUAUGUGUGUGUGUUCUUUUAAUAAUUGGCUCAUAAGAAAAUAUAAUUUGUGGAUAAUGCGACUAGAUUGGUGGGGUCGUUGUUUGUUGUAUGAUUCUGAAAUUUCUCCUCGUGUUAACCCCAUACCACCUACUACCCCUUACCCCUAGAGACAAGUAAUUAUUAUAUAUAUGUAUAUAUAUAUAUAUAUAUUUAUAUUAUAUAUGUAUAUAUAUAUAUAUAUUUUUUUUUUUUUACCAGAAGAGACAGUGAUUGGAUUGUUACUUCACCUGGGGGAAAAAUGGCAAGGUAGUGCUAUUAGCUUAAUAGCUAUUCGCAUUUCAUUAUCUUAUCUGGAUUAUUUUUUUAAAAUUUUUUUUAUAUUUUUCAGUGACUUGUCACUUAACAACAAUGGGUUAAUAACAAAGCUUUUGAAACAAACUCUGGUUUACUCAUUAUACAUUCUUAUUACAUUAGUGUUGAUGAGGGAAAAAUGGAAAGGUUGUGUUAUUAGUUUAAGAGCUAUUGGCCUUUCAUUAUAUUGUCUGGCAUAAUAUAUGGAUAUAUAUUUUCAGUGGCUUGACACUUGACAACCAAUUUUUUUUUCUUUUUUUUCUUUUGUUUUUUUUUUUUUUGGGGGUAAUACACUUAAACAACCAUGUUGGGUUGACAAAGAUUUUGAAACAAACUCUGGUUUACUCAUCAUACAAGCAUAACUUACAUUAUCUUAUCUGGUAUAAUAUAUACGUAUAUAUAUAUAUAUAUAUCCUCAGUGACUUGUCACUUAACAACCAUAACGGGUAAACAAAGAUUUUGAAACAAACACUGGUUUACUCAUCAUACAAGCAUAUUACAUUACUGUACGCGAGGAAAAAUAUACUCAAAAUUCUCUUGCCUAGAUACCAGGUACAAAAAUCCUUCACCACAUGAAUACGUCAAACUAUGCUUUCAGGAAACACAAGUUUUCCCACUAACCAACAUGAUACUAAACAAAAUAUGCCAAAAUACACAAAACAAACAUGGUUUUGACUGUUUAAAUCCACUGAAAAUAAAAUAUAUGUUGAGGAAAUUAGAAAGGUCGAGUGCAAAAUGACCUUAGCCUUUGUUUGAAUAGAAACUUGUAGCAAUGCAUUGGGAGGUAGGUGAUUAUAUUGAUUCAUACUGAGCAAAUACAUUUUACUUCAAAAAUGCAGCCAGAUAAAAUAUUUAGCUAUAGGAACUUGUAGCAACCAAAAGAAAUAUUAUGAAGCUUUCGUAGAUAUACAGUGUAUGAUCGAACAUCCACAGUUAUAAAACUGCAGCCAGAAAGACAAUUCAAAAAGGGUUUUCUUGUUUUUUUG